This is a messenger RNA of Symsagittifera roscoffensis, 3716 nucleotides long. RefSeq lists its product as uncharacterized. The transcript has 5 exons. The coding region runs from base 2227 to 3582 and encodes 451 amino acids. Lineage: Eukaryota; Metazoa; Xenacoelomorpha; Acoela; Convolutidae. The record is from RefSeq and is a predicted model, not a curated record.
AUUAAAUUUGGAGUCUAUCUUUUGGGUAUUUGGACAUAGUUGUAAAAUCUGUAGGACACCUCUCUCUGUCUGUACAGUACAUAUACCCCUGCUAAACCCAUUUUAAAUCCCAAUUCGUUUCCUAUCUGCAAAUACUAAUCAGAAAAUGCCCUUUUAGUGCACUUCUCUGACCUGUCUUCUCUCCACUGAUUCACUGACUAUAUUUUCCCCUUCAACUAGACAAGACCACCCUGUAUUUUUCGUUUUUCGUUCGUAUGCAUAAACCACCCGAUGUAAAAAUCUGCUUCUAUACAAAUCAGACGAAUAAAAUGGUUUUUAUAGAGACAGAGGUACUAAAUGCUACCAUCUAACAAUUGUUUGAAACAUGACUAAUAUGUGAGCUUGGGUUGAACUGACAGCAACUAGGGUUGAUUUGUAAUUUCACCAUCCGGCUUUUGAACGCUUCUUUUUUCAAUGCCAAGUGGAACCCCGGAAGAAGGCUAUUAAGAAGCGGAUAAGACUGUCGUCAUAACUGGCUGACCUUACUUAGUGCAGUUGUCUGGCUGUGAUGAAUUCAUAACUUUUUCUUCCUUCCUCUCUCGGGAUUUCAUGUCUCAUUUGCAUGCGAUAGUCAUUGUUCCCUCUUACGAGCAGCUAAGGUGAAAUACAUUUAUUCUUUUCGACAUCAAUUUUUUCUUUCUUUUUCAACAUGCUUCAAGUUAUCACUUAUUUAGAAGUUCUGUUUUCUCAAAUGAAAUAAGACUGCUCGUAUUGAAGCCAAGCAAAAUUCUUCGACUUUUAUGUUUGAAAUGUUUUUCCUUAAAAACAAAUAUUAUUUGUUAAAAUUUUGGAAAAAGAUCAACAAUUUGGAUUUUUUCCUCCGUUUUUAAAAUCAUCUUCAACCGGAAAUGCCAACUACCAAGUGGCAAAAUUGAAUUCAGGACUUCAUCCUUUUGAAAUCUUAACACUUUCCUCUCAUCGGUUUCAAAGAAUUUGGAGUCGUCGAAAUCUCUGGAAAUCGUCGAAAACUGGAAACAAGCCGCGCAAUAAUUGUUCCAACUUUCGGAGAAAACGAUGAAAUAUUUGUGCACGGGCUUAGUUGCGAAAUAUCGGAGCUUCAUCGUCAUAAAAUGAAGGGAAUGUUUGCAGCUUUACGACCUGUUAACUUGUUUGUCCCGAGUGUGGUCGCGCUGCUCACUGACCCAUAAAACCCCAAAUUAGGAUCCAUUUUGGAAUUUGCCCGGUGAGAGGAGAGGAGAAAUUUGAUCUCUGUGGGAAAUGCGGCCAGUAUUUGGGAAGUAUUAUUCAGUGUCAAAAUAUGAUAACUGUGAAGUUUAUCGUCCAAAUCCCUGACCGAGUUAAAUCACAGUUGGCUGCUCACUGUUAAAAUCUAGUAUUUAAUGUGUCACUUUUCAACACGAUUCUUAUUUCUCUCUGGCACAAAAUUAAACCUAUUCUGUCUUUAUUAGUACCUUAUUCUAUAAUUCAAGCUCUCUAAUAUUGUAAUUCUACUUUUGAUUCUGCCGGCACGGGGGUGCUGUUUUUUUAUUCUUCCAGUUAUGACAAAAUGACUAUUUUGGAAAUGCAGCAGUGGUCUCGUGGUCUCAGUUGGACUAUCUCUCUCUAGAUGGGGUUGGCGAAUGGACUGUUAGCAUUGUUAACCUGCACAUUUCCAGCAAUAAUCUCAACAUGUUCUGCCCGCAUCCAAAUUAGCCCAAUUAUCGGCUGAGGAGAAAGCAGAUUUGCGCUCUGCCCUCGAGUAUCAUAUCGUUGUUCAUUGUUUUAGUUGAUCAAAUUCACUCAAUUUUACUCUCUUGUCUUUCUCCCCUUCUGUGUCAUAAAGUUCCCCCUCUUGUCUUACCAUUAUCUCAUACCAUCAUUACCAUCGCCCCUUCUUCCUCUUCUUACCAAUUAUCUCCCCCACGCCAAUCCGGUUAUUGGAGAAGCCCAGAGUCAUUGGAGUGGAAUUGGCCUUGAAGUAUCUCCCACUUUUGCUCUGGUCCCCAUUUAAGACCAGCCACCUGAGUCGAGCAGCACCACAAGAGCCCCUUUGGUCAUAAGAAGCUUAUUCUCAUUUUACAAUCUCCUCAUUAUUCUCCUCAAGAUUCCAGCCCAACUGUAAACUCACUUUAAAUGAACAAAUCGGGAUACGUGGAAUAAAACUGGGAAAAGUUCAAUAUUUACAGCCUGCGACCUUUUUGAUUGCAAACUUUUUAUAAUCACCUGAAAUCUGGCAAUUUAGAAGUUAUGGUUGAGGUAUUAGCAGCUCAAAACGACCUCUGUAGUUAUCUGCAACGAACCCACAUCACAUCAAACCGAAUGAUAGCCUCCAACGUUACCAUCCAGGGAUCCCAGACUUCCCGAGGACUCCUCGGCAGCUCCUCGCGAUUAGGAACCCAAGAGGAGUCUAGACUUCAGGGGGAGUUGUCAUUACGUGGAGAUUUAAGGCCGAAGAACGACAUCUUCUCUGAGAACCUGGAUGUGACCCUGGAUCUUCUGGAGGAAGAGGGCGAGGAAAGUGCAAGUGUGAAGGACAUGUAUGAGAACAUGUAUCAGAGUGUUUCUAUGAUCUCCACCAACUGCAGUUUGGCGUCGGCGGACACCAGCAGCAUCGCAUCCAGCCAUGGGGACUACGAUAUUCCGUUUGAAGAGAGCUACUACGUGAAGAAGAAGCUCUUGGCUGGCAACAGCCGACUCUCCAAUGAACUCACUCAGCCCCAAGUGGACUCGGCACUGGACCGACUUAAAAUCAACGAACAGGUGUCCCAAACUGCAGUCGUUUCACCUCCCUACUUCUUCAUCGACUUCGACAACGACCGAAUCAGCGCAAUAGACCCGCCUAAGUCGAACACAGGCAUGGUCAACUCACAGCUAUGCUACCAGUCACCUCUUUUCCCCAGCACUGUCAGCCAGAACAAACCAGCAAAUAACCAGCAUACAGUCAUCAAAACAAACAAAAAUGACUUUAAUUUAUACAAACCCGAGUCCAAAUCAAAAGACUUCGAACGCACCAACCAAAAACUGAACUCGAAAUCAGAUAAAGUCACUCUUCAGAAACUGCUUUCGGGUAUUAAUGAGGAAGGGGCGAACGAAAAUCGGGAAAACAUUGGUGGGUUCAGUUUGAAAAGCAAAAAACACAGAAGCAAAAGCUCGAUCGGGUUCGCAUCUAAGAAGUCGUCGCCAGGCGCUGCAUGUCUUAGCUACGAGUCGGACGCUUCAUCUUGCAGGACUCAGUCUACGGUUAAAACAGCCUACAAAAGCAGCAAAAGUGAGAAGAACGGAGGGUGUGUCAAUUGUAUGGAGGUGAUUGGAGGCCAGUUUAAUUAUGAGAAGAGGUACAGUUCCAAUCAGUCGCACGUGGGCGGUAGUAGUUUGACAGACGAAUGCGCCAGUAGUGUCCACUCGGCCUUUACUGACGCGGUCAGUGGAGAAUAUUCUAGAAAGAAUGCCUGGUUCUCGAGGGAGAAGAGGAAGCGAAUCAAGAAGAUGCUCAAGAUGUACAAUGCAGAGCACAAUAGCAGCCCCACUGAUAUGCUCCAGCAGAAUCUCCCCAAUCCACAGAAGAGCCAAAGUAGCCGAAAAGUCCUCUUGGCAGAACUCUAGUCGACAUUCAUUCAUUUUUAUCAUAUGGACCAAAACAGUAAAACACUUUUUGCUAAACAAAGCAGAUUUGACUGAGUUGUUAGAAAUUAAUUAGUUGACUUUGUAAUUUAAAUUCAAUUCAAUUUUAAUAAAUA